Molecule: messenger RNA, 1071 nt
Organism: Parastagonospora nodorum SN15
Lineage: Eukaryota; Fungi; Ascomycota; Dothideomycetes; Pleosporales; Phaeosphaeriaceae
Exons: 4
Coding region: 1-1071 (356 amino acids)
Molecular function (GO): arylformamidase activity
Source: RefSeq, a predicted model, not a curated record
AUGGCUAGCAUACUCAAAACCGCGCAAGAUACGCUUGCGGAGGCUGCGCAAAAUGUCACUGGUGGCGCCGUGGGCAAUGAACACAAGUUCCCAGCUUUCGACGAUCUGCCCAAAGUCGAUGGAAUGCCACAAGGUUGCAUUUGGGGUUUUUACGAUAAGGAUGGAAAGAAGGACGAAGCUGGAGCUGUUAACCUUCUCACCCAAUCUGUCGUGCUAGCUGCUUCACGCGAGAUCACUACGGGCGAACGCAUCCAACUCGACUGGCCUCUCCACAAUGUCCAGUUUCCUGGCUUCAACCGCAAGGAAUUCCACCAAAAGAAAAUCAACUUCACCGAUUUCUCGGAAUUCAUUGCCAUGGACGAUGAAGUCUACAUCAAUACCCAGGCCGGAUCGCAAUGGGAUAGCUUGAAGCACUUCGCUCACCAAGCAACCCAGACUUACUACAAUGGUCUCACGCACGAAGAGGCUGGAAAGACGGAUACCAACGGAACGCACAACUGGUGCGAAAGAGGCGGCAUUGUUGGACGCGGUGUGCUAUGCGACUGGCUGAGAUGGUAUGAGGAGAAGAAUGGGAAAGCGCCAAGCCCGGUGUCGAGACACGAGAUUCCGGUUGAUGAGCUCGUUGAGACUUUGAAGUGGCAGGGAACUACCUUGAGACAGGGAGAUAUCCUCAUGAUCCGCAGUGGAUAUAGAGUUUUGGAGUGGGCAUGCUCAUCUAUGUUCAGUAAUGCCGGCGAAGUCGAGCGAAAGUCUGGUACGCGCGACAACAGCGCUGCCAUCGGCGUUCAGGCAAACGAAAAGACUGUCCGUUGGCUGUACGAUCAACACCUAGCUGGUCUCGUUGGCGAUACUGUUGCUUUCGAAGCAUGGCCGCCGAAAUUUACAGACGGCUGGUGCUUGCAUGAAUGGCUCUUGGUGCAUUGGGGUACACCGAUUGGCGAGAUGUGGGAUCUCGAGAAACUCAGUGAGAGAUGCCAGGCCAUGGGUCGGUAUACGUUCUUCAUGACGAGCGCGCCACUGCACGUCAAAGGUGGUAUUGGAAGUCCGCCUGGAGCUAUUGCCAUCUUCUAG